Daldinia loculata is the source of this 948-nucleotide messenger RNA. RefSeq lists its product as uncharacterized. Gene Ontology annotation, biological process: protein lipidation; macroautophagy; protein modification by small protein conjugation. The record is from RefSeq and is a predicted model, not a curated record. NCBI's taxonomy places the organism in Eukaryota, Fungi, Ascomycota, Sordariomycetes, Xylariales, Hypoxylaceae. Gene Ontology annotation, cellular component: intracellular anatomical structure. The transcript has 5 exons. Gene Ontology annotation, molecular function: Atg12 transferase activity. The coding region runs from base 1 to 948 and encodes 315 amino acids.
AUGGAUUCUUCUAAUUGUCACCGUUCGAGCUACAAGUGCUACCCGUAUCUUACCAAGGCGGAGUUUUCUGAAGUAUGCCACUAUCUGGACAGGAGAUAUCGUCGUGCCACAUUAGGUCCCUUGCGCAAAGAAUGGCGCCUUCAUGUUCAUACGGCGUUGGAGUUGUCCUUUGAGCCUGGUUCAGGGCGUACUACUUUCCUACAGGUCACACGACCUCUGGACAACAGAACGGCUGCCGACGAUGAGCUCGCGGCUAAGAUGGGUGGCGUCUCCUUGGGCGAGGAUCAAGAUAUGCAACUGGAUGCCGACGAAAUGAUGGUCAAGAUGGAAGAUUCGGACAAGGAAGUCGUUUCUAAACGACCAUCUCGGGCACACUUCCAAGCAGGUCACGUCAUUUAUGAGAUUCAUUUCCACCCGACGUAUAGCUCACCCUGUCUCUGGUUCACUCUACAUGGUCUGCCAGCUGGGGAGUCACCCCUCAAUAUCGAAACUGUCUUCCGUCACUUAGUCCCUGAACAGUUCAAAGAUUCUCUCCGAACUGUUGGCCCCAUAGGCGCCAUCUCAAUCGACCACCACCCUAUUACCGGACUCCCUUCGUUCUUCGUUCACCCAUGUGCCAUCGGAGACGCCAUGGCUGGAUUUGACUGCGCAAAGCAAGACUAUCUCAUGGUAUGGCUUGGUCUGGUGGGAGGCAAGCUUGGUACUAGCAAGUCUUCAUUCAUCAUCGCUAUCUUCCUCCAUCGCCACAUCUUCGUCGCUAUCUUCUUCCUCCUCUUCGUCGCGAGUUCGUUUUUGUCCGCGAGCAUCAGGGCCGCCUGCAUCCGUCAUCGCAUGAUCGGAGCUCUGAGGAGGCUUCGUAGGAAGACCAUGAGGGUUCAAGAAUAUGAAAUUUUACAUACAAGUUCCAGUCCUAAGAAUUUGAAACCUUGUAAGGACCUUAAUGCUUGA